This is a messenger RNA of Alternaria alternata, 1006 nucleotides long. RefSeq lists its product as hypothetical. The transcript is spliced from 2 exons. Bases 248 to 763 code for a protein of 171 amino acids. The record is from RefSeq and is a predicted model, not a curated record. NCBI's taxonomy places the organism in Eukaryota, Fungi, Ascomycota, Dothideomycetes, Pleosporales, Pleosporaceae.
CCCCCAAUACUUGAUUAGGCGGUGGCUGCCCAAGCGAAGCGCGAGGCGUAUUCCCACCCUGUCAGUUGGUGCUCCGCCGCAAUGUUAUGAUGAGGCUGGACACAAUCUGGACGCCUUGAAACACGCAGACUUUAUGGGUAUAUACAACAUGGCUAGAAGUACCAGGACCUGUACCUUUUCCCUAACCAGCCCCGAUAUCUCAAAUCUCGUCAUCCGCUCCAGACUCCAAUUUUAACGUCCCUUCAAAAUGUUACCACACACCCUACUAUGUCUUCUCUUUGUCGCAACAUCCUCCGCGGCUUUUAUUCCACCGCCACCGCGACCUAUCCCAAGACCUAUAACACCAGACGAACCCUUUUCGCCAAUUGUGCCCAAUGAACCCCAAGUACCGGCAGCAAGACCAAACCGGCCAGAACCAGAAGUACCAGAAACACCAGACGCACCUGACAACAACUCACAAGAUUCCAAUACAAAUACGCCGGCGGGGUUAUUUGUCCCGUAUCCAACUAAAACGGCAACCUUGUCACCUGCAGAGGCCUGGCAAUCCUUUCUUGAUUCGACGGCAACGGCAACUUCUACAACAGGAUCUAGCUCUUCUAGUACGACGCGGGCAAGCAAAACGGCGAAGUACUCUGCUUCGUCGACAUCGAGUGUGACGGCGCCGGUGGAAGGAGAAGCAGCUAAGAUCGAGGGUAUGGGUAUGAAGCUAUGGGUGGGUGUGACUGGCUUUACGAUUGUGUCAGCAAUGGCCGUUGUCUUUUAGGGACAUCAAAAGUGACGAAGACGGAGACCAUGUCUGCACUUGCUGUACAUGUCUCACGUCUCGUCAUAUCUUUUGUUUGCCAAGUUUAUAUGAGGCCUUCUACUUCCCUGCCUCCUGCCCCCGUUCACGAGCUGCUUUGCAACAUUCGAACAAACUCAUGCGCACCUAGCCAUGGAACCUGAGCCUCUACGAAGACUCAUGUCUGCCAGGAGUGAAAAGUAUGGAUCAUGUCAGUUCUGCUCA